AUCAAACAUAAUAACACUUCGAAGAGGAAGAACAACAACUAGAAGAAAAGGCAAAAAAAGAUUGGUAAGAAAAUGGGAAGAGCUCCAUGCUGCGACAAGGCAAACGUGAAGAAAGGGCCAUGGUCGCCGGAGGAAGAUGUGAAGCUCAAGGAUUACAUCGACAAAUAUGGCACUGGUGGCAACUGGAUCGCACUUCCUCAGAAAAUCGGGUUGAAGAGAUGUGGUAAGAGUUGCCGACUGAGAUGGCUUAAUUACUUGAGACCAAACAUCAAACACGGUGGCUUCUCUGAGGAAGAAGAUAGUAUCAUCUUGAGUCUUUACAUCAGCAUUGGAAGCCGGUGGUCUAUAAUUGCAGCUCAGCUUCCUGGAAGGACAGACAAUGAUAUCAAGAACUACUGGAACACAAAACUGAAGAAGAAACUACUCGGAAGACAGAAACAAAUGAAUCGUCAAGACUCCAUUACCAAUUCAAAUGAAAACAAUAUCAGCAACAACAACAACAACAAGAGUCCUCAAAAUCUGAGUAAUUCGGCUCUAGAGAGGCUCCAGCUACACAUGCAGCUUCAGAAUCUUCAGAGCCCUUUCUCUAGUUUCUACAACAACCCUAUCUUGUGGCCCAAGCUUCACCCAUUGCUGCAGAGUACUACCCAUGAUCAAAAUCCUAAGCUUGCAUCUCAAGAAACCUUCCACCCUUCAGGAGUUAACGUUAAUCAUCAGAACAAUCAUAUCAAGCUAGCUGAGAUCAACAAUGGAUCCUCCCCUCUCUAUUCAGAGAACAUAGAGCAAUCCCUAAACCCUGCUCACGAAUUUCAACCUAAUUUCGGUUUUUCGCAGGACCUUCGAUUAGAUAAUCAUCAUAACAUGGAUCUUAUGAACAGAGGUGAUUCUAAAGAAUUGUUUCAAGUGGGAAAUGAGUUUGAGCUAACGACCGGUUCUAGUUGGUGGUCCGAGGAAGUGGAGCUAGAGAGGAAAACGACUUCGACGAGUUCUUGGGGAUCAGCUUCUGUUCUUGAUCAGACUACUGAAGGAAUGGUUAUGCUUCAAGAUUACGCUCAGAUGAGCUACCACAGUGUGUAA
Eutrema salsugineum is the source of this 1077-nucleotide messenger RNA. Its product is annotated as transcription factor MYB36. The record is from RefSeq and is a predicted model, not a curated record. The transcript has 3 exons. Lineage: Eukaryota; Viridiplantae; Streptophyta; Magnoliopsida; Brassicales; Brassicaceae. The coding region runs from base 73 to 1077 and encodes 334 amino acids.